Huiozyma naganishii CBS 8797 is the source of this 1260-nucleotide messenger RNA. It is a transcript of the gene TIM44, whose product is annotated as protein translocase subunit TIM44. Gene Ontology annotation, biological process: protein import into mitochondrial matrix. Lineage: Eukaryota; Fungi; Ascomycota; Saccharomycetes; Saccharomycetales; Saccharomycetaceae. The record is from RefSeq and is a predicted model, not a curated record. Bases 1 to 1260 code for a protein of 419 amino acids. Gene Ontology annotation, cellular component: mitochondrial inner membrane. The transcript has a single exon. Gene Ontology annotation, molecular function: protein-folding chaperone binding.
AUGCUAGCUUAUAAAACGGUUCGUCCAGCGUCUGCCGGUGUGAGAGUGGUUGCGCGUGCACCGCUGCACACGGCGCGGGUGCUGUUGAACGGUGGUCGAGACCCGCGGUCGCCGCUGUCUAUCUUUAGAGACACUUUCAAGAAGGAGUGGGAGAAGUCGCAGGAGUUACAGGAGAAUAUCAGGACGUUGCAAGAUGCGUCUGGGAAGAUCGGUGAGACGGAGGCGUACAGGAAGGCGCGGGAGGCCUUCCUACGCGCGCAGAAGGGGUCUACGAUCGUCGGGAAGACGCUGAAGAAGACAGGGGAGACCGUGGAAGGUAUAGCGUCGAAGGCGUGGGAUUCGGAGAUCGCGAAGGCUUCGCGGAAGGCCGCGGUGAAGACGGCACAGAAACUGGACGAAGGGUUUGAGCCCGUGCGGCAGACACAGCUGUACAAGGAUGUCUCUGAGGUGAUCGACGACGGGGAUAGUACCAGUUACGGUGGAUUUUUUACUCGCGAGGAGAGGCAACGUAGGAGGGAGAAGGCGCUCGCUUCGGGAGAGCGUGUCCGUGCCGUCAAGAGCAACGACGAGGCUGGCACUGCACUGGUGGCGACAGGUGUAGAGUCCAAAGAGUCCCUCGGUAAGAAGAUGGAGGAUUUCAAGGAGAAGACCGCCGUCGGCAGGUCCCUACACGGGCUGAAACACAGGCUCUGGGACGAGAGCGAGAACCCGCUCAUCGUGUUCAUGCGCAAAGUCUCCGGUAAAGUGGGCAAGUUCUUCGCAGAGACGGAGUCCGGCCGUGUGUACACGCAAUUCAAGCUCAUGGACCCGAACUUCAACAGUGUCACUUUCACGAAGCAUCUCCGGGAAUACGUCGUCCCUGAGAUCCUUGAGGCGUACGUGCGUGGCGACGAGAAGGUGCUCAAGAAAUGGUUCAGCGAGGCCCCGUACAACGUCUACGCUGCACAGCAGAAGAUGUUCAAAGAGAAGGCUUUGUUUGCUGACGGCCGUAUCCUCGACAUCAGAGGCGUCGAGAUUGUCAGUGCAAAACUGCUCCAACCACAAGACCUUCCCGUCCUCGUCGUCGGGUGUAGAGCCCAAGAGAUUAACUUGUACAAGAAGGUCAAGACGGGGGAGAUAGCAGCGGGCAGCGAGUCCAAUAUCCUCAUGAGCUCGUACGCGAUGGUGUUCACAAGAGACCCAGAACAGGUCACAGACGAGGAAACGGAAGGGUGGAAAAUCCUCGAAUUCGUCCGCGGCGGGUCCAGACAGUUCACCUGA